This is a messenger RNA of Herpailurus yagouaroundi (jaguarundi), 7101 nucleotides long. It is a transcript of the gene F8, whose product is annotated as coagulation factor VIII. Gene Ontology annotation, molecular function: oxidoreductase activity; signaling receptor activity; copper ion binding. Gene Ontology annotation, cellular component: plasma membrane. Bases 615 to 6917 code for a protein of 2100 amino acids. NCBI's taxonomy places the organism in Eukaryota, Metazoa, Chordata, Mammalia, Carnivora, Felidae. The transcript has 23 exons. The record is from RefSeq and is a predicted model, not a curated record.
CUGACGCGCCCACGACCCGACCCUUCCCUAGUAAGGACUGUUUUACCCAUUACAUUAUUAAAAAUAACACUGGCUCGUGGUGUUAGUUCAUGGAAAUGUCGAGCAGAUAUUUAUCGGCGCUUGCUCUGUGCCCGACUCCGUUCCAGCGCAGAAAGACAUUUAAAAAAAAAAACGUUGCGAUUUUACUGAGAAGCGCUUGGAAAGAAGAGCUUCCCUGCCUGCAGGGCCCGUGGAGCCCUUGGAGCUUGUGCCAGGGCGCGUCUCCCCGCCCCGCAGCUACUCCUGUCGCUCUCACUCCGUCCUAGUUAGUGGCCGCUUCCGCGUACCGAAGACCGGUGUUAAUUCUGAACUCCUCUCUCAGCGCCACAAAUCCACUUCAGCGGCAGCCCCCAUCAAUAGCCCUUCACAGUGAAUCCGGCCAUUUCUCACACUCCACUGCUACCGUCUUAGCCCAAGUCACAAUCAUUUCUUGCCCGCAGUUGACAGGUAGACCUGCUCCUACUCUUUAUCCCCCUGAAGUCUGUCCUCUCCACCGCGGACGGAAAGAUCAGUCUAAAAGCUUCAGUGCCACAAGAAGAUACUACCUGGGCGCAGUGGAACUGUCCUGGGACUAUAUGCAAAGUGAACUGCUCAGUGAGCUGCACAUGGACACAAGGUUAUCCCCUGGGGUGCCAAGAUCUUUGCCAUUCAACACAUCAGUCAUGUACAGAAAGACUGUGUUUGUAGAGUUUACAGAUCGCCUUUUCAACAUUGCCAAGCCCAGGCCACCAUGGAUGGGUCUGCUGGGUCCUACCAUCCGGGCCGAAGUUUUUGACACAGUGGUCAUUACACUCAAGAACAUGGCUUCUCACCCUGUCAGUCUUCAUGCUGUUGGCGUAUCCUAUUGGAAAGCUUCUGAAGGUGCUGAAUAUGAGGACCAGACCAGCCAGAAGGAGAAGGAAGAUGAUAAAGUCUUUCCUGGUGAGAGUCAUACCUACGUCUGGCAGGUCCUGAAAGAGAAUGGACCGAUGGCCUCGGAUCCUCCAUGUCUCACCUACUCAUAUUUUUCUCACGUGGACCUGGUGAAAGACCUAAAUUCAGGCCUCAUUGGAGCCCUGCUGGUUUGCAAAGAAGGAAGUCUGGCUGAAGAAAGGACACAGACCUUGCAUGAAUUUGUACUCCUGUUUGCUGUAUUUGAUGAAGGAAAAAGCUGGCACUCAUCUGCUCAGGCCCAGCAUGAAAUGCACACGGUCAACGGCUAUGUCAACAGGUCUCUGCCAGGUCUGACUGGAUGCCACAAGAAAUCAGUCUAUUGGCAUGUGAUUGGAAUGGGCACCACCCCCGAAGUGCACUCAAUUUUUCUUGAAGGUCACACAUUUCUCAUCAGAAACCACCGCCAGGCCUCCUUGGAGAUCUCACCAAUAACGUUCCUCACUGCUCAGACAUUCCUGAUGGACCUUGGCCAGUUUCUACUGUUUUGUCACAUCUCUUCCCACCAGCAUGAUGGCAUGGAAGCUUAUGUCAAAGUAGAUAGCUGCCCAGAGGAACCCCAGCUACGGAUGAAAACUAAUGAAAAAGAGGAAGAUUAUGAUGAUGAUCUUUAUGAUUCUGACAUGGACAUGGUUAGGUUUGAUGGCGACAGCCCUUCUCCCUUUAUUCAAAUCCGCUCAGUUGCCAAGAAGCAUCCUAAAACUUGGAUCCACUAUAUUGCCGCCGAAGAGGAGGACUGGGACUAUGCUCCCUCGGCCCCCACCCCCAUUGACAGAAGUUAUAAACAUCUAUAUUUGAACAGUGGUCCUCAGCGGAUUGGUAGGAAGUACAAAAAAGUUCGAUUUAUGGCAUACACAGAUGAAACAUUUAAGACUCGUGAAGCUAUUCAGUAUGAAUCAGGAAUCCUAGGACCUUUACUUUAUGGAGAAGUUGGAGACACACUGUUGAUUAUAUUUAAAAAUCAAGCAAGCCGACCAUAUAACAUCUACCCUCAUGGAAUCACUGACGUCAGUCCUUUGUACUCAGGGAGAUUGCCUAAAGGUAUGAAACAUUUGAAAGAUAUGCCAAUUAUGCCAGGAGAGAUAUUCAAGUAUAAAUGGACAGUGACUGUAGAAGAUGGGCCGACUAAAUCAGAUCCUCGGUGCCUGACUCGAUAUUACUCGAGCUUCAUUAAUCCAGAGAGAGAUCUAGCUUCAGGACUCAUUGGCCCUCUCCUCAUAUGCUACAAAGGAUCUGUAGAUCAAAGAGGAAACCAGAUGAUGUCAGACAAGAGAAACGUCAUCCUGUUUUCUGUAUUUGAUGAGAACCAAAGCUGGUACCUCACAGAGAAUAUGAAGCGCUUCCUCCCGAAUGCAGAUGCAGUGCCGCCCCACGACCCGGAGCUCCAGGUCUCUAACAUCAUGCACAGCAUCAACGGCUAUGUUUUUGACAACUUGCAGCUGUCAGUUUGUUUGCAUGAGGUGGCAUACUGGUACAUUCUAAGUGUUGGAGCACAAACUGACUUCCUGUCUGUCUUCUUCUCUGGAUACACCUUCAAACACAAAAUGGUCUAUGAAGACACACUUACCCUAUUCCCAUUCUCAGGAGAAACUGUCUUCAUGUCAAUGGAAAAUCCAGGUCUAUGGGUGCUGGGGUGCCACAACUCAGACUUUCGGAACAGAGGCAUGACAGCUUUACUGAAGGUUUCUAGUUGUAAUGGGAACAUUGAUGAUUAUGAUGAGGAUAGAUAUGAAGAUAUUCCAGCCUCCCUCCUGAAUGAAAACAAUGUCAUUGAGCCCAGAAGCUUCUCCCAGAAUUCAAGACAUCAUAGCCCUAGGCAAAAGCAAUUCAAAGCCACCACAACUCCAGAAAAUGACAUAGAGAAGAUUGACCCUCAGCCUGGAGAAAGAACGCAGCUGCUUAACGUACAAAGUGUCUCCUCUAGUGAUUUGCUGAUGCUUCUGGGACAGAAUCCUACUCCACGUGGAUUACUCUUAUCUGAUUUCCAGGAAGCCACACAUGAAGCAGAUGAUCAUUUACUUGGAGCUAUAGAAAGACACAAGGGCCCAUCUGCAGUGGCAGAUCUCAGACCAGAGCUCCAUCACAGUGGGGACAGAGUAUUUACUCCUGAGCCAAUACUAAAAUUAAGAUUAAAUGAGAAUUUGGGGACAACUGUAACAGCAGAGUUGAAGAACCUUGAUUUAAAAUUUUCUAGUUCAUCAGACAACCUAACAGCUUCACCAACAAUUCCAUCAGACAAGUUGGCAGCAGGUACUGAAAAGACAGGUUCCUUAGGACCCCCAAAUAUGUCAAUUCACUUAAAUAGUCAUUUAGGUACCAUUGUAUUUGGCAAAAAUUCAUCUCACUCUAUUGACUCUGGUGUACCUUUGGGCUCGAGUGAAGGAGACAAUGAUUCCAAGUUGUUAGAAGCAGCUUUAAUGAAUAGUCAAGAAAGUUCACUGGGAGAAAAUGUAUUAUCAGUGGAGAGAAAUGGGUUAUUUAAAGAAGACAGAGUUCAUGGACCUGCUUCAUUAAUUAAAGAUAAUGCUUUAUUCAAAGUUAAUAUCUCUUUGAUAAAGACAAACAACGCAACAAUUAACUCAACAACUAAUAGCAAAAAUCAUGUUGAUGUCCCAACAUUAUUAAAUGAGAACAGUACAUCAGUCUGGCAAGAUACUAUAUUAGAAAGUAAUGCUGAGUUUCAAGAAAUGACUUCUUUGCUUCAUAAUGAAACAUUUAUGGACAGAAAUAUUACAGCUUUGGAGCUAAAGCAUGUGUCAAAUAAAACUACUUCAUCAAAAAAUGUGGAAGUGGUCUACCAAAACAAAGAGGGCCCGGUGCCACUAGGUGCAGAAAAUCCAGGUCUCUCAUUCUUCAAGACACUGUUCUCACCAGAUUCAGCAAAGUGGAUAAAAUGGACCCAUGGCGAGAACUCCCUAAGCUCUGGGCAAAGGCCCAUUCCAACACAAUUAACAUCUUUAGGAUCAGAAAAAUCUGUGAAAGAUCAGAAGUUUUUGUCAGAAAAGAAGGUGGUAGUAGGAGAAGAUGAAUUUACAAAGGACACAGAACUCAAAGAGAUGAGUUUUCCAAACAGCAAGAGCAUGUUUUUUACUAACUUGCCCAAUGUCCAAGAUAAUAGUACUUACAAUCAAGAAGAAAAAUCUCAGGAAGAGAUAGAAAGAAAGGAGAAAUUAACCCAAGAAAAUGUGGUUUUGCCUCAGGAAUAUACGGUAGCUGACACUAAUAAUUCCCUGAAGAACCUUUUCUUACUAAGCACUAAGCAAAAUGUGGAAGGUUUAGAUGAGGGGCCAUAUACUCCAAUACUUCAAGACACCAGGUCAUUAAAUGAUUCAGCACAUAGAGCAGGGAUUCACAUAGUCCAUUUCUCAAAAAUAAGGGAGGAAGAAAACUUGGAAGGUUUGGGAAAUCAAACAAAGGAAAUGUCAGAGAGGUUUUCAAGCACUCCAAGGAUGUCUCCUAAUCCAAGUCAGCAUAAUAUGCUCACUCAGCGUGGUAAGCGGGCCUUGAAACAAUCCAGACUCUCACUAGAAGAAACUAAGUUUGCAAGGGGGGUAAUUUUGAAUGACAUCUUAACCCAGUCAUCCAAAAACAUGAACUUUUUGAUGCAUGGAACCCUCACACAGAUAGAGGACAAUGAGAAAGAAAAAGGGGCUGCCACUCAGUCCCUCCAAUCAGAUUGUUCUAUGGGGAAUCAGGGCACCAUUCAAAUGAAUGCCUCUGCAUUACCCAUUGCAAAGGAAUCAGCAUUUCCAUCAAUCAGACAUACAGAUCUGACCAAGAUCCCAUCCCAGGACAACUCUUCUCAUCUUCCAGUGUCAGCCUGCACUUAUACCUUCAGGGAGAGUUCUGGGGUCCAAAAAAGCACUCAUUUCUCACAAGGAGCCAAGAGAAAUAAACUUUCUGUAGCCUUCCUAACCUCAGAAAUGAUUGUAGGUCAAGAAAAGUUCAGCUCCCUAGGGAAAAGUGCCAUGAACCAACGCAUGUCCAAGAAACGUGAAAACACUCUUUUGCAACAAGGCUUGUCUGAAGCAUCUGGCAAAGUUGAAUUACUCCCUAAAGCUCAUGUUCAUCAAGAAGACUCUUUCCCUACAAAAACUAGCAAUGAUUCUUCUGGCCGCCUGGAUCUUAUGGAGAAGAUCUUCCUUCAGAAAACACAGGGACCUAAGAAAAUAAAUGGACCCGGAAAAGUGCCCUUCCUGAAAUGGACAACAGAGAGCUCUGAAAAGAUUCCCUCUGAGCUGCUGGGUCCCCUUGCUUGGGAUAACAACAAUGCCACCCAGAUACCAAGAGAAGAGUGGAAAUCCCAAAAGUCACAGAAAAACAUAGCUUUUAAGAGCAAGGACACCAUUUUGCCCUUGGGCCCUUGUGAAAACAGUCCUUCAGUAGCAGCAAUAAAUGAAGGGCAAGGUGAACUCCAAAGAGAAGCCACCAGGUCAAAGCAAGGAGAGACUGGAAGAUUGCGCUCUCAGAACCCACCGGUCUCAAAACGCCAUCAAAGAGAAAUAACCCUUACUACUCCUCAGUCAGAGGAAGACAAAAUUGAGUAUGAUGAUACGUUCUCAAUUGAAAUGAAGAGAGAAGAUUUUGACAUCUAUGGUGAAGAUGAAAAUCAGGGCCUCCGCAGCUUUCAAAAGAGAACACGACACUAUUUCAUUGCUGCAGUGGAGCGUCUCUGGGAUUAUGGGAUGAGUAGAUCUCCCCAUGCACUAAGAAACAGGGCUCCAGGUGGGGAUGUCCCUCAGUUCAAGAAGGUGGUUUUCCAGGAAUUUACUGAUGGAUCCUUCACUCAGCCCUUAUACCGUGGAGAGCUGAAUGAACACUUGGGACUCUUGGGGCCAUAUAUAAGAGCAGAAGUUGAAGACAAUAUCAUGGUAACUUUCAAAAACCAGGCUUCUCGUCCCUACUCCUUCUAUUCUAGCCUGAUUUCUUACGAGGAAGAUCAGAGGCGAGGAGCAGAACCUAGAAAAAAGUUUGUCAACCCUAAUGAAACCAGAGUUUACUUCUGGAAAGUACAACAUCAGAUGGCACCCACUGAAGAUGAGUUUGACUGCAAGGCUUGGGCUUAUUUUUCUGAUGUUGAUUUGGAAAAAGACGUGCACUCGGGCUUGAUUGGACCCCUUCUGAUCUGCCGCAGUAACACACUGAGCCCCGCUCACGGGAGACAAGUGACAGUGCAGGAGUUUGCUCUGUUUUUCACCAUUUUUGAUGAGACUAAGAGCUGGUACUUCACAGAAAACAUGGAAAGGAGCUGUAGAGCCCCCUGCAGUAUCCAGAAGGAGGAUCCCACUUUUAAAGAAAAGUACCGCUUCCACGCAAUCAACGGCUAUGUGAUGGACACACUACCCGGCUUGGUAGUGGCUCAGGAUCAAAAGAUCCGAUGGUAUCUGCUCAGCAUGGGGAGCAAUGAAAACAUUCAUUCUAUUCAUUUCAGUGGGCAGGUGUUCACUGUACGGAAAAAAGAGGAAUAUAAGAUGGCAGUCUACAACCUGUAUCCAGGUGUUUUUGAGACAGUGGAAAUGCUACCAUCCAAAGUUGGAAUUUGGCGGAUAGAAUGCCUAAUUGGCGAACACCUGCAAGCUGGGAUGAGCACUCUCUUUCUGGUAUACAGCCCGAAGUGUCAGAUUCCACUGGGAAUGGCUUCUGGACGCAUUAGAGAUUUCCAGAUCACAGCUUCAGGACAGUAUGGACAGUGGGCCCCAAAGCUGGCCAGACUUCACUAUUCUGGAUCAAUCAAUGCCUGGAGCACCAAGGACCCCAUUUCCUGGAUCAAGGUGGAUCUGUUGGCACCAAUGAUCAUUCACAGCAUCAUGACCCAGGGCGCCCGUCAGAAGUUGUCCAGCCUGUACAUCUCUCAGUUUAUCAUCAUGUAUAGUCUUGAUGGAAAGAAGUGGCAGAGUUAUCGAGGGAAUUCCACUGGGACCUUAAUGGUAUGUCAUGAGUUCUUUUAAGAGAAUGCAUGAGUGUUUUAAAGAGCUUCUGACAGAUUUCAGAUAUGGGACAAACACUCCUACCUUCUACAAACUUAACUCCAAAAAAGAUUUUUCCACUUUGGGGCAAUAGGAGUGAUUAUGGAUGUCUGGAUAAAAACAUAGUAGCAUCAAAGAUCUCCUAGAUAAUACAAAUGAAGAGGUA